UUGGCUGUGAGGGUUGAAUGUAAGAUGGCGCCCAGGGAGCUGUGAGGGGAAAAUCCUGUCGGUCUUGGAGCGACGACGGCAGAACCGGGGCCCCGAGCGGUGCGGCGGGGCCAGCGGGUAGAACGGCGGCGGCGGCGGCGGCGGCGGCGACGUCGCCGGGAACCCUAAGGACUCUGCAAUAUGAAUAAUUCUCUGGAGAACACCAUCUCCUUUGAAGAGUACAUCCGAGUGAAGGCGCGGUCUGUCCCGCAACACAGGAUGAAGGAAUUUCUGGACUCACUAGCCUCUAAGGGGCCAGAAGCCCUUCAGGAGUUCCAGCAGACAGCCACCACUACCAUGGUGUACCAACAGGGUGGGAACUGCAUUUACACAGACAGCACCGAAGUGGCUGGGUCUUUGCUUGAACUUGCCUGUCCAGUCACCACCAGUGUUCAGCCACAAACCCAGCAAGAACAGCAGAUCCAGGUUCAACAGCCACAGCAGGUUCAGGUACAGGUGCAGGUACAGCAGUCUCCGCAGCAGGUCUCGGCUCAGCAGCUCUCCCCGCAGCUCACCGUUCACCAGCCUGCUGAGCAGCCCAUCCAUGUCCAGGUGCAGAUCCAAGGCCAAGCAGCACAGCCGACAGCCCCCUCCAUCCAGACCCCAUCUCUGCAGAGCCCCAGCCCUUCGCAACUGCAGGCGGCCCAGAUCCAGGUGCAGCACAUGCAGGCGGCCCAGCAGAUCCAGGCUGCAGAGAUCCCAGAGGAGCACAUCCCACAUCAACAGAUCCAGGCUCAGCUGGUGGCUGGCCAGUCUCUUGCUGGGGGUCAGCAGAUCCAAAUCCAGACUGUGGGUGCCCUUUCCCCACCACCGUCCCAGCAGGGCUCACCUCGGGAAGGGGAGCGGCGGGUUGGCACGGCCAGUGUCCUCCAGCCAGUGAAGAAGCGCAAAGUGGACAUGCCCAUCACUGUGUCCUACGCCAUCUCAGGGCAGCCGGUGGCCACCGUGCUGGCCAUUCCACAGGGCCAGCAGCAGAGUUAUGUGUCUUUGAGGCCCGACUUACUAACAGUAGACAGUGCCCACCUGUACAGUGCCACUGGGACCAUUACUAGCCCUACAGGAGAAACCUGGACCAUACCUGUUUACUCUGCCCAGCCCCGGGGGGACCCUCAGCAGCAGAGCAUUACUCAUAUUGCCAUUCCCCAGGAAGCCUACAACGCAGUUCACGUCAGUGGCUCACCCACAGCCCUGGCAGCUGUAAAGCUGGAGGAUGACAAGGAGAAGAUGGUGGGCACCACGUCUGUAGUGAAAAACUCCCAUGAAGAGGUAGUGCAGACCCUUGCAAACUCUCUUUUUCCAGCACAGUUCAUGAAUGGCAACAUCCACAUUCCAGUGGCUGUGCAGGCUGUGGCAGGCACAUACCAGAACACAGCUCAGACUGUCCAUAUAUGGGACCCUCAGCAGCAGCCACAACAACAAACCCCCCAGGAACAGACGCCACCGCCACCACAGCAGCAGCAGCAGCAGCAGCUCCAGGUUACUUGUUCAGCUCAAACUGUCCAAGUUGCUGAAGUUGAACCACAGUCACAGCCACAGCCUUCCCCAGAACUUCUGCUUCCAAAUUCUCUGAAGCCAGAAGAAGGGCUUGAAGUAUGGAAAAACUGGGCACAGACCAAGAAUGCUGAGCUAGAGAAGGAUGCUCAGAACAGACUGGCACCCAUUGGGAGGCGUCAAUUGCUGCGAUUCCAGGAAGAUCUCAUCUCUUCUGCUGUGGCCGAGUUGAAUUAUGGGCUCUGUCUAAUGACACGGGAAGCUCGAAAUGGAGAAGGUGAACCCUAUGACCCAGAUGUGCUGUACUAUAUUUUCCUGUGUAUUCAAAAGUAUCUUUUUGAAAAUGGACGGGUUGAUGACAUUUUCUCCGAUCUUUAUUAUGUUCGAUUCACGGAGUGGCUGCAUGAAGUUCUGAAGGACAUUCAGCCCCGAGUCACUCCACUUGGCUAUGUCCUGCCCAGCCACGUGACUGAGGAGAUGCUGUGGGAGUGCAAGCAGCUCGGCGCUCACUCCCCUUCCACCCUGCUGACCACCCUCAUGUUCUUUAACACCAAAUACUUCCUGUUGAAGACAGUGGACCAGCACAUGAAGCUGGCCUUCUCCAAGGUCUUACGACAGACAAAGAAGAACCCCUCUAAUCCUAAGGAUAAAAGCACGAGUAUUCGGUACCUGAAGGCACUUGGGAUACACCAGACUGGCCAGAAAGUUACAGAUGACAUGUAUGCAGAACAGACGGAAAAUCCAGAGAAUCCACUGAGAUGUCCUAUCAAGCUCUACGAUUUCUACCUCUUUAAAUGCCCCCAGAGUGUGAAAGGCCGGAAUGACACCUUUUACCUGACGCCCGAGCCGGUGGUGGCCCCCAACAGCCCAAUCUGGUACUCAGUCCAGCCUAUCAGCAGAGAGCAGAUGGGACAGAUGCUGACUCGGAUCCUGGUGAUACGAGAAAUUCAGGAGGCCAUUGCAGUGGCCAACGCAAGCACCAUGCACUGAGAUCCCUCAGCCAUGGUGCAAGGGAGACCAUCCAGGAAAAAACGGACACUUUCACACUAAAGAAGAGGCCUCCAUUUUUUUCUUUUCUUUUUUUUAUUGGUGUAGUUAUGAACCCUUUCAGACUGCUUCUAUUUCAAAUGUAAAAGGAAACUUUGCCCCCUGUGCAUCUUCAUAAACCUGCUGUGGCAGACUUCUCAGCCCAUGGGGGCUCUGGGUUUCCUGAGAGCCAGAUGUCCUAGACAGUUGCUGGCUGACUUUUUUUGUGUGGGGCCUGAGGAAAGGGCUUGGACUGUUAGGAGAGAUGUCGCCCCUUCCCUUCCUCCAGAAAGAUGGAAUUAAUGAUGGAUGGACCCUCCAGGGAAUCUCCCCAGCUGGCUUCCACUCUGACUGGCAGACUUCGCUGACCACAGGGGAGCCAUGGUCUUCUUUCUUCAUGCUCAGACAUAAACCUAGCAUCUUAAUGGAAGGAAAAUGAGGGGAACUUCAAUUAUGAUUUAUUAAAGACAAUUUCUAUUACACCCUCCUUUAUGACAAGUGACAUUUUAGAUGUUAAAGUAAAAACUUUACCAUGUCUUUUUUUUUUUUUUUUUUUUUUUUGGCCUAACAUUGAGGCCUUAAACCUGAGGCUUCUGUGCCUGAUGGAAUUCUUGUAACAUACACUUGUGUAUCAUAUAAAGAUACCACUCUGUUUCUCUUAUGUAUUCUUAAUCUAGUUGUUUAUUAAGAAUGACAAGCACGUCUUUUCAA
Kogia breviceps (pygmy sperm whale) is the source of this 3267-nucleotide messenger RNA. RefSeq names its product glutamine rich 1 (gene QRICH1). The record is from RefSeq and is a predicted model, not a curated record. Lineage: Eukaryota; Metazoa; Chordata; Mammalia; Artiodactyla; Physeteridae.